This is a messenger RNA of Phytophthora nicotianae INRA-310, 396 nucleotides long. RefSeq lists its product as hypothetical. The record is from RefSeq and is a predicted model, not a curated record. NCBI's taxonomy places the organism in Eukaryota, Oomycota, Peronosporomycetes, Peronosporales, Peronosporaceae. The transcript has a single exon. Bases 1 to 396 code for a protein of 131 amino acids.
AUGGACGAAGUGCUCAAGAUACUAAAGCUUGACGACGAGUUGUCUGCGCUUCUAGCUAAUCCGAAAUUGAGCAUUUGGAUUCAGUAUGGUCGACUCGUCGGUAAGGAGAACAAACUCUCAAGCUCGCCUGUCAUAGCAGAGCUGACCAAGCGCUACGGAGUUGCGAAGCUAUCUGAGUCGAUUCAAGCACCAAAAAAGUCUGUGUGGACGAGAAAGAUCGCGCAAGAGCUUCAAGACUUGAAGCUAAAGCAGUGGCUGGAUGCAAAAACAGAUCCAAAGGUUGUGUUUGUCCUACUGGGUUUGAAAAUGUCGAAGCCGGUUCUCGAAAGCAGUCCGAACACGCCGGUUUUCGCUAGAUACUACAAGAUAUUUAGCGAACUCCAUUUAAAAGCCUAG